Capsella rubella is the source of this 1098-nucleotide messenger RNA. RefSeq lists its product as uncharacterized. The record is from RefSeq and is a predicted model, not a curated record. The transcript is spliced from 3 exons. Lineage: Eukaryota; Viridiplantae; Streptophyta; Magnoliopsida; Brassicales; Brassicaceae. Bases 1 to 1098 code for a protein of 365 amino acids. Gene Ontology annotation, molecular function: deSUMOylase activity. Gene Ontology annotation, cellular component: nucleus. Gene Ontology annotation, biological process: protein desumoylation.
AUGGCAACAAGUGAAGACACAUGGUCUAAUGAGGAAGAAGCUUUGGCUGCUAAAAAUAUGGACGCCACUUUGAGUACCCUUAAAGAUGCGAUAGACAAGUUGUAUGGACCUCUGAAUCAUCCAAGACGAGUGGCACAAUUGUCUAAGUCGCAGAAGUUUCCUUAUGUUGGUAACUCGACGGUGAAGCGUAUAAUUAAAGAGAGUGAUAAUGUGGCAUGUGAUCAUCUUAAGCAUGUGCUUGACAAAAAAUUUCAUAGACUUAUGGAUUUUCUCGACCUCGAUAAGGAAGAAAGACAUAGCACUAGCAACGUAGCUGUGAGAUUUUAUUGGCAAAUAAUGGCUAAGAGAGAGCAUUGGCCACACUCAGAGUAUGGAUGGCUAAAAGACCAUCACAUAAGUGCUACAAUGUCUAUGUUCAGGAGAAGGUCUAUGCUUAAUCCUUGUCUGUAUCCUAAAGAGCGUAUAGCAUUCAUAGAUCAAGACUUUCUCAGGACUUUGGUGAAUGAUUUCAAGCAGUUCGAUAUGGCUCCAAAAAAUUUCUUGUUUAAUAAAUCUUAUUUGGAGCACGUAAACGGUACAGCCCCAACUGAGACAGCGACAAAAAAGGUAUGGUGGAUUGAUGUUGAUCACUUGUAUGGUUGUCUGUUUGUCAAUGGAAACCAUUGGGUGGCUCUGCAUAUUGACUUACCGCAGGGGAAGAUUAAUGUCUAUGAUAGCAUCCCAAGCACGGUGAGUGACAGUAAUAUGGCUCUUGAGUGUUUGUCUCUCAAGCGAAUGAUCCCAGCAUUGUUAAACGUUGCUAUUCCUGAGAAACAUCGUAAGAAGAGUAGACAAAUGUUGGAAGUGAGAAGAGUGAAGAGGAAUGUCCCUUUGAAUGAAAAUCAUGGUGAUUGUGGUAUGUACUCUCUAAAGUACAUUGAAUGUUUAGUUCUUAAUAAAACAUUCGUUGGGGUUUGUGACGAGAACAUGGCGUCUCUCCGGAUAAAGCUUGCAGUGGAGUUAUAUGACGACGUGAGAGACCUAGCCAUAACACCGCAAAUGGUUGAUGGAUAUCCUCGAGCUAAAGACCUUGUAAUCCCACACCUUGAUGAUUCGUAG